This is a messenger RNA of Perognathus longimembris pacificus (Pacific pocket mouse), 3052 nucleotides long. RefSeq names its product solute carrier family 29 member 3 (gene Slc29a3). Bases 267 to 1670 code for a protein of 467 amino acids. The record is from RefSeq and is a predicted model, not a curated record. Gene Ontology annotation, biological process: nucleoside transmembrane transport. Lineage: Eukaryota; Metazoa; Chordata; Mammalia; Rodentia; Heteromyidae. The transcript has 6 exons. Gene Ontology annotation, molecular function: nucleoside transmembrane transporter activity. Gene Ontology annotation, cellular component: Golgi apparatus; plasma membrane.
UUAAUUUUUCUUUUGAUGGCUGCACAGGAACAUGAAAGCCUUUAGACUAGGUUUACCUUUUUGGAUUGCUUACCACAGGCUCCAUUAUGCCACAGUGUUUUACACCCAGCCUGCCCAGCAUUUGUUGGCUACCUAUGUGGUCCUUGCAUGGUCAGGUGACCUCUGAGGCCACUCAGAGUUCUGACUGCCUGUCCUACCUCAAGUCUGAUCCUUAAACCCACAGCUCUCCAGCUAGGCUCUGGGUGGCUGUGGUCCCGGAAGACACCAUGUAUCACACUUCCAACUCCACAUACCGACCCACAAGCAGCCCACUCCAAGACAACCAGGACACUCUGCCGGAGAAGCUGCUGGAUCGCCACAUCCCCGGCCUGCCUAGGCCUGAGGACCACUUCAACGGCACCUACCUGAUCUUCUUCAGCAUGGGCAUAGGAAGCCUACUGCCAUGGAACUUCUUUAUCACUGCCAAGGAGUACUGGGCAUUCAAGUUCCACAACAGUUCCAGCCCGGGCUCCGGGAGGGACCCCGAGGACUCAGACAUCCUGAACUAUUUUGAGAGCUACCUGGCCAUCGCCUCCACUGUGCCCUCCCUGCUGUGCCUCGUGGCCAACUUCCUGCUUGUCAACAGGGCUCCGGUCCAUGUCCGUGUCCUGGCCUCGCUGACCAUCAUGGUGGCCGUCUUCGUGGUGAUGAUUGCACUAGUGAAGGUGGACACGUCCUCCUGGACCCGAGGCUUCUUCAUUGUCACCAUUGUCAGCGUGGUUAUCGUCAGUGGCUCCUCCACCAUCUUCAGCAGCAGCAUCUUUGGCCUGACGGGCUUUUUCCCCAUGAGGAAUGCCCAGGCAAUGAUCUCAGGAGGAGCCAUGGGAGGGACCCUGAGUGCUGUGGCCUUGGUGGUAGACCUGGCAGUGUCCAGAGAUGUGCAGGAGAGCGCCCUGGCCCUCUUCCUCGUCGCAGCCAUCUUCCUUGGGCUCUGCAUGGGGCUCUACCUACUGUUAUCCCGGCUGGAGUAUGCCAGGUACUAUUUGAGGCCAGCUUGUCCAGUCCACGUGUUUUCUGGUGAAGAAGAGCCAACACAGGACUCCCCCAAUGCCCCCUUGCUAUCCCUCCAACCCCAAGAGUCCCACACACCACCCCUGCAGCCCAUCCUGAAGAAGACUGCUGGCCUGGGCUUUUGCAUCAUCUAUACCUUCUUCAUCAGUGGCCUCAUCUUCCCCGCCAUCUCCACCAACAUCGAGUCCCUGCACAAGGCUUCCGGCUCACCAUGGACCACCAAGUUCUUUGUGCCCCUCACCGUCUUCCUCCUGUACAGCUUUGCCGACCUUUGUGGCCGGCAGAUCACUGCCUGGAUCCAGGUGCCGGGCCCCAAGAGCAAAGUGCUCCCUGGGCUUGUGCUCCUGCGCACCUGCCUCAUCCCCCUCUUCAUGCUGUGCAACUAUCAGCCCCGCUCCCACCUGACCACUGUGCUCUUCCAGUCUGACAUCUACCCCAUGCUCUUCAUCUGCCUGCUGGGGCUCAGCCACGGCUACCUCAGCACCCUCGCUCUCAUCUAUGGCCCCAAGAUUGUGCCCCGGGAGCUGGCCGAGGCCACUGGGGUGGUAAUGUCCUUUUACCAGAUGGUGGGCUUGGUGCUGGGCACCUCCUGCUCGGCUGUGCUGGAGCACCUCAUCUAGGAGGGGCAGACAGAGCAUCGGUGCUGCACGUGGCGCUGGGCUGCUGGUGGCCAGGGACUUGGAUGGCAGAGGAGAAGGGGCCGGUGUUUCUCUUGAUGUACAGGACACAGCCCACCGGGGUUUCCUCGGUUCUAGGACACUAGGGAGCAGUGUCCUUGCCAGUUCUACGCAAGGAGAGACAUUUGCGACACUUGCACAUAGUACUAGAGCGUUUGAAGGAGGACUGUAAAGCGAGUCACCGCACUCCCAGCAAACGAUCACAUCUGUUGGCUUGCAAGGGCCUGGGGUAGCACUCUGUGCUCUCCAGCCUUGCCUCUUCCAGCCCACAGCAAGAUGAAAAGGGGGUUGUCAUCCUUCUCUUCUCUGAGGGGUCCCUCUAGGGCAGCCAGUCCUCAGCCCUAGCGCCCAAGCCUGCACUAACCCCUGUGCUCUGCCCAUGAGAGAGCCCAGAAUGCAAGAUCAGAGAGGCAGGCUUCCUGCACCGUUGCCCUCAGCGGGCCUCCAGAGAUUUCCCUAGUUAAGGACUAAGCGAGGCAGGCCUGGGUUUUCAGACUUGGGUUGUGGGCUUCAUGGCUGGUCUACAGCCCACUCCUGCCCCAGGGCAGAGGACUAGGAUGUUGAUGCUUACAACCUGUCAAGGCCUUUGGAUGGAGGACACGGUAAAUACUGGGUAUUGAACAUGAACCCUGUUGGUAUUGGUCAGUCUGGGAAGCUGUUAGAAGGAAGCAGCAUAUUAACAUUGGAUAAUUCGGGGAUAUUUGGUUUGCAAUACCAGGGAUUGAACCCAGAGCCUCAUGCUUGCUAGGCAAGAAUUCUACCACUGAGGUUUAGAUCUCACUCCAAAUUUGAGGAUAUUUUAAGAGAAGAUGUAGGAGCUUCAAGGGUUGUAUACAUUACCCAAAAGCCUUGAUGCUUUUCUACCCUGUACCUGAAGGGGAGAGGAUAGUGAAACCUUUUAGAACCCAGAUAUUUAACCUUGCCUAGAUGAAGAGGGGCCACGGGCAGCCAGCUGUGAUACCUCAUUGCCUUUGCCUCUUCUUCCUCCUCCUCUUCUCCCUCCUCCUCCACCCCUUCCUCUUAUGCUUCUUCCUCCUCUGGGCCUCUGGGGACAGAAACUGUCCAGGGUCUCUGGUGGGGAAGCUUUCAUGUUCACUGUUGACAUUUAGCCAUGGUGCUCUGGCUUUGACUCAGCAGAACUCCACGUUGCUGGUCUUGGUUUGUCACCGGUAGCUGUGUUGACAUUGUUACAGAAGACAACUCCCAGGCGGCUCCAUCGCCCUGUUGCAAUGCCUGACACCAAUAAUAACAGGUUUCUUCAGGUGCCUGGAAAGCUCUGGCAAGACUGAUCAUCAGGGGGAGAGGCUGGCUUGGGCAAGAGGUUG